Messenger RNA from Trypanosoma theileri, 570 nucleotides. RefSeq names its product cyclin 6. Bases 1 to 570 code for a protein of 189 amino acids. The transcript has a single exon. Lineage: Eukaryota; Euglenozoa; Kinetoplastea; Trypanosomatida; Trypanosomatidae. Gene Ontology annotation, biological process: regulation of cyclin-dependent protein serine/threonine kinase activity. Gene Ontology annotation, molecular function: protein kinase binding. The record is from RefSeq and is a predicted model, not a curated record.
AUGAUUGUGUCGACGCAGGAGAAGCAGUUAAAUAAAGAAAGAGAGAUGCACGUAUUGGCACAACUAAUGGCAAUGGCUCUGCAGCAACGAUGCAGCGAACAGCGUGAGUUGGAGUCUAUCCACCAGACCUCAUUUCACAGUAGUCGUGUUCCGCAUAUUUCUCUGCGGGACUACAUUGGUCGUAUAGCCAAGUAUUCUGGUUGCUCCCCAGAAUGUUUUGUGUUGAUGAUAAUCUUUAUUGAUCGAUAUGUGGCUGCAACAAACUGUCCAAUCACUUUUCGCAACAUACAUCGACUAACGAUAACAGCCGCUGCUGUGAGUGCGAAACUAACGGACGACAUUUAUUAUAGCAACGCGUAUUACGCAAGUAUUGGGGGAAUCAGUAAUUCAGAGCUAAACAGGCUUGAACUGGAAUUUCUUAAGACCAUUGAUUGGUACACCUGGGUGGACCCAGUUGAUUAUUGUACAUACUGCGAGCAGUUACAGUCUCGUUACCUGAAUUCUGCUUGUGUGUCUCCAUCUGAUGCCCUUGGAGUUGUUACUACAGCUGGGAAUGGUUUAGAAAGUUAG